Messenger RNA from Psammomys obesus (fat sand rat), 3294 nucleotides. RefSeq names its product mitogen-activated protein kinase kinase kinase 12 (gene Map3k12). Gene Ontology annotation, biological process: protein autophosphorylation; JNK cascade. NCBI's taxonomy places the organism in Eukaryota, Metazoa, Chordata, Mammalia, Rodentia, Muridae. The transcript has 14 exons. The coding region runs from base 619 to 3261 and encodes 880 amino acids. Gene Ontology annotation, molecular function: JUN kinase kinase kinase activity; ATP binding. The record is from RefSeq and is a predicted model, not a curated record.
AUUCCAAUUGGGUGACACGAGCAGUGACAAGCGAAGGACAGCUGGCGAUGUCCGUGUGACAGGGGACCGUCGCCAGACCGUUGUGUCUUCUGUCUGAGGGGCUGCUCUCUCGGGGUGUAGGGAAGAGCCUAAAAGACAGGCCACACGGGACUGCUAGGAAUCCGCAUGAGGCCCGAAGCGGGACUGCCGUAGGACAUCUCCAGGAGGGAGGCGCAGAGCCUCGGCGGGCCCGGAACGAGCCUGGAGCGCGCCGGAUGGCAGCCGCGGGCUCCUUUAAGAGGCCGGCGGCUCCUGUGCAGCAUCCCCCGCUCAGGGCGUGUCCGUCCCGGGGGGCCAGGGGCGGGGGCCUCGGAAGGAGCGGGAGUUCAAGUCGAGAGGGGACAGGGCUUAGAGUAGGGGGUGGGCGCCGACAGCUGGGGCCGACGCCCGAGCACCUGAGCCUCACGCGAGCAUCGCCGGUGACAGCGCCCCGGGUCCGGUGGAGGGCAACGGGGGGAGGAGGGAAGGAGGAGGAGGCGGGAGCAGCAUCCGGAGCGGAGCUGCAGCAGCGCCGCCUUUUGUGCUGCGGCCGCGGAGCCCCCGAGGGCCCGCUGCUCAGCACACCUGGCUCCAGAAGCCAUGGCCUGCCUGCACGACACCAGAACACCCUCCCCAUCGUUUGGGGGCUUCGUGUCUGCCCUGAGCGAGGCCUCCAUGCGCAAGCUGGACCCGGACACCUCAGACUGCACCCCUGAGAAGGACCUGACGCCCACCCAGUGUGUGCUUCGAGAUGUGGUGCCUCUGGGUGGGCAGGGCGGGGGAGGGCCCAGCCCCUCCCCAGGCGGAGAGCCUCUCCCGGAGCCGUUUGCCAACAGUGUCCUGCAGCUGCAUGAGCAGGAUGCUGGGGGGCCUGGGGGGGCCACUGGCUCCCCCGAGAGCCGAGCGUCGAGAGUCCGGGCUGACGAGGUGCGGCUGCAGUGCCAGAGCGGCAGCGGCUUCCUCGAAGGUCUGUUUGGCUGCCUGCGCCCUGUCUGGACCAUGAUUGGCAAAGCCUACUCCACGGAGCACAAGCAGCAGCAGGAAGACCUCUGGGAAGUCCCCUUUGAGGAGAUCCUGGACCUGCAGUGGGUUGGCUCAGGCGCUCAAGGUGCUGUUUUCCUGGGGCGCUUCCAUGGGGAGGAGGUGGCUGUGAAGAAAGUUCGAGACCUGAAGGAGACGGACAUCAAGCACCUGCGAAAGCUGAAGCACCCCAACAUCAUCACUUUCAAGGGUGUUUGCACACAGGCUCCCUGCUACUGCAUCCUCAUGGAGUUCUGCGCCCAAGGACAGCUGUAUGAGGUGCUCAGGGCCGGCCGCCCAGUCACGCCCUCCCUGCUGGUGGACUGGUCCAUGGGCAUCGCCGGCGGCAUGAAUUACCUGCAUCUGCACAAGAUUAUCCACAGGGACCUCAAAUCCCCCAACAUGCUAAUCACCUAUGACGACGUGGUGAAGAUCUCAGAUUUUGGCACUUCCAAGGAGCUGAGUGACAAGAGCACCAAGAUGUCCUUUGCAGGGACAGUAGCCUGGAUGGCCCCUGAGGUGAUCCGCAACGAGCCCGUGUCUGAGAAGGUGGACAUCUGGUCCUUCGGGGUGGUGCUGUGGGAAUUACUGACUGGAGAGAUUCCCUACAAAGACGUAGACUCCUCAGCCAUCAUCUGGGGUGUUGGAAGCAACAGUCUCCAUCUGCCUGUGCCCUCCAGCUGCCCAGAUGGUUUUAAAAUUCUGCUUCGCCAGUGCUGGAACAGCAAACCCCGAAACCGCCCAUCCUUCCGGCAGAUCUUGCUGCACCUGGACAUCGCCUCGGCCGACGUGCUGUCCACGCCCCAGGAGACUUACUUUAAGUCCCAGGCAGAGUGGCGGGAAGAGGUGAAACUGCACUUUGAAAAGAUUAAGUCGGAAGGGACUUGUCUGCACCGCCUGGAGGAGGAGCUGGUGAUGCGAAGGAGGGAGGAGCUCAGACACGCCCUGGACAUCAGGGAGCACUACGAGCGGAAGCUGGAGCGAGCCAACAACCUGUACAUGGAGCUGAACGCCCUCAUGCUGCAGCUGGAGCUCAAGGAGCGGGAGCUGCUCAGGCGCGAGCAGGCCUUAGAAAGGAGGUGUCCGGGGCUCCUCAAGUCCCACCCCUCCCGGGGCCUCCUGCACGGAAACACGAUGGAGAAGCUCAUCAAGAAGAGGAACGUGCCGCAGAAACUGUCACCCCACAGCAAAAGGCCAGAUAUCCUCAAGACAGAGUCUCUGCUCCCCAAGCUGGACGCAGCCCUCAGUGGGGUGGGGCUUCCUGGGUGUCCUAAGGGCCCCCCGUCACCCGGGAGGAGUCGCCGCGGCAAGACCCGUCACCGGAAGGCCAGCGCCAAGGGCAGCUGCGGGGACCUGCCGGGGCUUCGCGCGGCCUUGCCGCCCCACGAGCCCGGAGGCCUCGGGAGCCCGGGAGGCCUGGGCGCGGGGCCCUCGGCCUGGGACGCCUGCCCGCCCGCCCUCCGCGGCCUCCACCACGACCUGCUGCUCCGGAAGAUGUCCUCGUCCUCCCCGGACCUGCUGUCCGCCGCGCUGGGGGCCCGCGGCCGGGGGGCGGCGGGGGGAGCUCGGGGCGCGGGCUCGCCCCCUCCGCCGCAGGGCGACACUCCGAGCGAGGGGUCCGCGCCCGGCUCCACCAGCCCGGACUCCCCCGGGGGCGCCAAAGGGGAGCCGCCCCCGGCGCCGGGGCCCGGACGGGAGGGGACGGCGGGCCGGGGCGCGGGCCGGGCCCAGCACCUGACGCCCGCCGCGCUGCUCUACCGGGCCGCGGUGACGCGGAGCCAGAAGCGGGGCAUCUCGUCCGAGGAGGAGGAGGGCGAGGUGGACAGCGAGGUGGAGCUGCCGCCCAGCCAGAGGUGGCCUCAGGGCCCCAACAUGCGCCAGUCGCGGUCCACCGUCAGCUCGGAGAACCCGUCGGACGUGGAGGAGGGCACGGCCAGCGAGCCCUCCCCCAGCGGCACGCCGGAGGUCGGCAGCACCAACACCGACGAGCGGCCGGACGAGCGGUCUGACGACAUGUGCUCGCAGGGCUCCGAGAUCCCGCUGGACCUGCCGGCCUCCGAGGUGGGCGCCGGCCGGGAGAGCGGGCCCCUGCCCGCGCAGCCCCGGGACCCCCUCAGAGCUGAGCAGGGACGCAAUCCGGAGGACUCAGACUGUGACAGCACCGAACUGGACAACUCCAACAGCAUUGAUGCCUUGCGGCCCCCAGCCUCCCUUCCCCCAUGAAAGACACUCUUCUUCCCUGUACAUAGAGAAAUA